Molecule: messenger RNA, 9507 nt
Organism: Bicyclus anynana (squinting bush brown)
Lineage: Eukaryota; Metazoa; Arthropoda; Insecta; Lepidoptera; Nymphalidae
Gene: pros
Product: homeobox protein prospero
Exons: 7
Coding region: 387-3335 (982 amino acids)
Biological process (GO): regulation of transcription by RNA polymerase II
Cellular component (GO): nucleus
Molecular function (GO): DNA-binding transcription factor activity, RNA polymerase II-specific; RNA polymerase II cis-regulatory region sequence-specific DNA binding
Source: RefSeq, a predicted model, not a curated record
UGUUUUCCCGCCGAAAUUAUAAUUUAUUUUUUAUUAGGUUUUAUAAGUGCUCUCGUUAUUAUUUUUUAGCUAGGUUCUUUUUUUAAAUAAAGAUAAGUGUUGUGCAAUAGUGUAACAAGUGGUCUGAUUAGGUGCUUUAAAGUGUAUUUUUAAUAUUGGAAUUUAUUCAAGAUUCUGCUUAGCUCUUAAUCUAAGGAGCAUCACCAAACUACAACAGACGAGUUCGCGUGUGACGUCACCCCACCCAUAGAUCCACCAAAAGGCCGCGGGCAUUUUUCACGUUGGAUAGUAUCUCAAAAUCAUAUUAAUGACCGGGCGAUGCGCCUCGAGUAGCGCGGUGGGGCCCUGCCCGCCGCCCGUCCGGCCAAUUGGGGCCCGCCUCGCCUAUGAUGUCAUCGGAGGAGGAGGCCGACUCACACGCGCCCUACUCGGAUAAACUACUGAAGAAACAGAAACGCGUCAGACAGCGCGUGGACGCCGGCGAGCCGCGCAAUUCUUAUUCGACUCUCGCGACGAACGGACUCGCGCCCGCGCGCGCCGCACACAUGAGUGGCGGACUUUACGGCGCCAUCUUCGAGGGCCGCCAACACUUCGGACUCUUCGGCCCCUGCUACGCUCCGGCUGAGAUGCUCAAUGAACUGCUCGGCCGAGCGCCCAGGCAGGAGGACUCCGGCGACGAUGCCACCGGGGGCGACAUGCUGCGCGACCGCGUGCUUCGCGACAUCCUCCAGAGCCAGAAGAAGGGAUUGAUGAGGUUGUCCCCCGACAACAACAACGUACUCGCAAACAAUAAUAACGAUGAACCCAAAGAAGAGAAAAGGUCACCAGAGCGGCCCGUCUCGUGUGAUUCCCGGCCGGAUCUCGACGAGGCUCUGAUGAAUCUGGACAGCGCCGGCGACUCCCGGACGUCGCCGCCGCCCGCGCCUCCAUCCAGUGAACCGCUGCUCGCUCCCAAGUCGGAGCCCGAGGACCGUGACAGUGACGCCCAACGUUCUUCGCCGCGACCUUUGGACGCUAAACGUGCUCGUGUAGAAAAUAUAGUGUCGACAAUGCGUGCUAGUCCUGCCCCACAAAAGCCACAAGUGAACGGCAGCAACAAACGGAAGCUGUACCACCCUCAGCAGCACGAUGGUGCAGCGGAGCGCUACGGGACCAGCCACGCCAGCAACGGACUGACUGUGUCCGAUGAAUCCGAGGAUGACGGUGAGCGACCGCCCAUACAACAAAAGUUAGUAGAAAAGAAUGCUUUAAAAUCUCAAUUAAGAACUAUGCAAGAACAGCUCGCAGAAAUGCAAGAAAAGUAUGUGCAAUUAUGCAACAGAAUGGGACAGGAUUCAGAGACGGUAGACAAUGAUGGUGCUUCUAGUGAAGUAGAACAGAUCGAUGAUCCCGUUCCUAAGUCGGAGCCAUCUUCACCUGUCAAAGAAACACCGCCUUCGAUACCUAAUAGUGUAGCACCAAAUUUAUUAUCACAAGUUAUGUCCAAAAUGAUGACUGCUAAAAUACAACAAGCACAUUCCGCAGCCCACAGUCAUCUGCCCCCAGGCUUCAACGGGGCCUUGCCUCUGAUGCCCCAUCUCCCGACAGGGGAUCACAUGCAUCCACCGCACACACAUCAACACCUCAAUAACGCUGCCGCCAUGUACCUUAACGUAAGUCAAAAGCUAUUUUUAGAACAAGAGGCCAGAAUGAAAGAAGCCAAUGAACAACAACAGAAUAACCAACAACAGCGGCUACAAUCCAAUCAGCAUUCACCGCAACAUAGACAAUUAGGACCGACGCCAAAACCCCCGCUGUCUUCAGAGCUAGCAGAACGCUUAGACGCAUUACGGAGCAAUUCCGGCUCAGUAGGCCCUGUAUCAGGAGCCGAUCUAGAGGGACUAGCGGAAGUCCUCAAAAGUGAAAUCACAGCUUCGCUGGCGAGUCUGAUCGACUCUAUUGUGACUCGAUUUGUGCACCAACGCCGUAUACUGGGAAAGCAGUCCGAAGCCGCAGCGGCUGCAGCUGAACAGUUCAACAAGGACUUGUUGAGAGCGACUCGACUACUGGACCAGCCGACUACGCCAAAAGUGCCCGAACGGCCUUCCGGACAAAUGUCAGGUAACGCACCCGUCCAUCACCCGGGCGCGCCGAACGGCGUCCCGUUUAUGACGAACAACCCGAUGUUCAUGAACCACAUGAACGGUGCCCGAGCGCCGGGUGGUGCGGCGUUCCCGCUGCACCAUGAGGCGGGCGGGCCCGGCCACGGCGCUCACAUGCGACCUCCCACAGGCAUGUUCCAGGCGCCGCACAAACCGAUGCAGCCGCACUUCGGUGGCCCGAUGAACGGACAUUUCGACCGGGAUCAGAACCCCGAUCCGAGCGAACCCCUCAGCCUUGUCGUGACGCCGAAGAAAAAACGGCACAAGGUGACGGACACGCGGAUCACCCCCCGGACAGUGAGCAGAAUCUUAGGAGAAGGAGUGGGACACUCGCCCGAGAGCAAGUUCCCGGAGUCGCCGUCGCCGCGUUCGUUUCCUAGCGGGCUGAACCUGCCCACCAGCGUGGCGAUAGCGAACCCCUCGCUGCACGAGAGCCAAGUAUUCUCGCCGUACUCGCCGUUCUUCGGCGCAGGGGGUGGGCUAGCUCGGUCUCCCCCCGCGCCAGAGCGGGACUCACCGCCGCUGCCCAACGCGCCGGCGAUGCUCCACCCGGUGCUGCUCGCACACCACGGCUCGCCCGACUACCUGCGGCCGCACCACCCACACGUGCCGCACCACGCCGCCGGCCCGCACCACCCGCACCACAUGGACAUGCAGGACCCGCACUCCGACUGCAACUCCACCGACCUGCCUUACGACGGAGUUCAGCCUACUUCUUCAACGUUGACGCCGAUGCACCUCCGCAAAGCGAAGCUGAUGUUCUUCUGGGUGAGGUACCCGAGCUCCGCAGUCCUCAAGAUGUACUUCCCAGACAUCAAGUUCAACAAGAACAACACAGCGCAGCUCGUCAAGUGGUUCUCAAACUUCAGAGAGUUCUACUACAUCCAGAUGGAGAAGUACGCGCGGCAGGCCAUCAGCGAGGGCAUGAAGACGCCCGAUGACCUGCACGUGGCGGGCGACUCCGAGUUGUACCGAGUGCUCAACUUGCACUACAACAGAAACAACCACAUUGAAGUUCCACCGAACUUCAGAUACGUGGUCGAACAGACGCUGAGAGAAUUCUUCCGCGCCAUCCAGGGCGGCAAGGAUAACGAGCAGAGCUGGAAGAAAUCCAUAUACAAGGUGAUCUCCCGGCUCGACGACCCCGUGCCAGAGUACUUCAAGUCACCGAACUUCCUCGAGCAGCUGGAGUGAGCGCCACAUCGCAUCGGCAUCGCACACAAACUUUCGGCUAACUAAAUUAAAAAAAAAAAGAAAAAGAAAUCUAUUGGACGAUUGUUUCGCACACCAAAAUUUUACGACACUCGCAUUUAGGCCUUCAGAUUCAAAAUUAUUGAUAAAAAAAGUUUAAUUAAAUUAUUAAAAAAAAAAAAUUUAAUUUGUACGUUGGACAUCGAGCGAUGGAGCGGCGUGGCGACGCCACGCCCGCGCUCUACUAGGAAAUUCAUUAGGUUAUAACGAGUAAGAGAAAAUUUAAGUCACCUAGAAUUUUAUUUCUGCACAUAAUAUAUUUCGCUAUAUAUAAUUAUUAUUAUAUUAUUAUUAAGUAUUAUCGUAAAUGGUUUUUAUAGUUAUGUAUAUCUUAAAAUCAUUUAUUGAUUUAUUAUUUAAGGAAAAAAACGAUUAAUAUAUUAACUGCUUAAGUUUUAAAUGUUUUGGUUGUUUUUUUUUAUUAUUUGAACCGUCCUUUACCUUACCCCUUCCCGACCCAUUGGAACAGUUUAUUUGUUGGACUUCCUUACCGCUUGGUUUCCGGCGCACGUAGCGCCGCCGUAAAUUGUCAACCUUUACCUCGUCAUAAUUAUUUUAGGAAUAAUUAACGUUAACCAUAGACAUUAGUACAAUAGAGCAGGGUUAUUUUUCGAUCCACAGACAAAGAAUUUAAACAUUAUUUUUAUACUGAUAGCCGGUUAUAAGUUCGUGCAGGUUUUUAAAUAGAAUAAAGAUAAAACAGACACCAAAUUCAAAAACAGCAGUAAGCAUCUUGUGUUUCGAUUAAUGUAAACAUCCUUUGUUGUAUUUUUACACAUUUCGGCAUAUUUCGGCAGCGUUCAGUUGGUCCGGACCAUCGGCGAGUCUCGCACCGGACAUAGGGUUAAGUUUAUUCGUUAGAUAAAAAUAUUAUAUUCCGAAAAAUGCGUGCGAACACCCAAUGUGCGAAUGCGAAGCGGUCGACCCCGCCGCACUGUUUUGAUAUUUAAUUUUUAAAAAUAUACAAUACUCAUGACUUUAGCGACCGUAAAACUUUUAAACUAUAUCUAUAAUCCUAUACAUAUAACCACAGCGUAUUAUACUGGCAUUCCUUUUCGAACCGUUGAAAUAUUUGAAAGGGAUUUGCGGCGCGGUCGCUUCGCAGGCGCGCGUCUCGCGGCGGCUACCAACCUCUCAUACACGACCAGCCGGUCUUAUACGAGUAUGUAUCUUGGUGUACCAUUCAAAAAUUAACCAUUACAUCGUUUUUCAUUUUAUUUUCGGUUUUAUGAUCAUCUAAAAUAGUUUAUUCACCAUUUUACAUGAAGUGGUACCUAAUGAUUUUUUGUUUCUACGAUCAUCCAAUGAGAUUCACCGUGCAGAUAAAGAGAAAAACUCCUAGCAGAGACCUGGACAUUAGACCAGAACAAAUGAUUAUUUCAAUAAAAUUACGUAAUACUAGUUUUUCGUUAAAAUAACAUUACUACCUGCUACUACAACUACUAUACUAAUGUCACUUUACGUAAAAUGACGACAGUUUUGUCAUUUCAUUGAAAACCUGAAAAAACAAAAAUACAAUGAAAUACGAUGUAGUGACUGAUUACUUGAAUGGUACACUGAGAUACAUAAUAACCUAAAGAUCGGCACAAUAGUUGAAGGCAGCACAGCAAUAGACCGACUCACCGACCCACAGUUCACAGACCGACAGAUCAAACGCACUGGGCCACCUCGUCCGAUCAGAAGUGCCUUCAAAAAUGUUGAUUUUUUACGAAAAAAUAAGAAAUUAAUACAAAAGGGCCCUCAAUAGAACCUCUAGCCCAGAAGCCGUCGCGCGGCGCGUCCACGCACACGCACGCAGUUCGCCGUAUCGAACAAACAAUAUACAUACACACAUUACUAUUAUACUAUAGAAGAAUACUUAGUUUGAUUCGUAGAUAUAUGUAGUGUGGCGGAGGCGACGCGUGAAUCUGAACGACCGACGUCACAAAGGACGAUGCCGAACUGACGGCAAAUUUCGAAAUUUUAGAUUCUCUACGCCGGCAGUUCAGACGCAGGCUCGAGUCCGCCGCUAAAACUUGAUGUAUUUGUUAUAACGUGUAGAAGCCGGCCACCUACCCCGCGACGCGGAGACAAUUUCAGUUCACAUCCUCAGUUCGACAGGCAAACAAACAGUAUAUAAUUUAACGCUUCUUCAAAUAGAUAAUACACAAUAAGAUAGAUAGUUGUACAGAGAUGUAUAGCGACUUGUACAUAAAUACAGUAAUUUUAAUACAGAGGAGUUACGAGUAAAACUAUCUUAGCUUACGAUAUUUAAUUAAGGCUCAAUAGACGAACGGCAAUUGUGAAUUGAUUUGCGGAAUUGUACAGAAUCUUAAGACAUCCUCAGUUUAUGGUAUGGACCCGCGCAGGGCGGGCGGCCGGCCCUAGCUAAGCAAGUGUAAGCAUUUUUUCAUUUGGUAUUACACUUUGUUAACGUUUCAUUUGUAACCGUUUGAACUAUUACAAUAAUAUAAGAGUACCUCAGUUUAGGAUGGACCAGGCGUCGACUGGUAUGCUUAGAGUAGUGUUCAGGUUAGGUGUGAAUGACACGAUACCUUUAAGACAUCGACACAUAGAAUAACCACGCAGAUUCCCCCCUCUUUGAUGCACCGGUUUUUAGUUCGAAAUUCGUCCCCCAACACUUCCCGCGAAGUGUAUCUCCACAGCCAAUCUCUCACAGCAAUAGCCCGGGUUAAUUUUCUCGAUUCACGUCGGAUCGUAUACGGUACGCAAACGCAGUCGCCGCAGGGCUUAUUCGUGAACGAAAAUCGUUCCAUGUUACGUUGAAAAUUGUAUUUUGUUAAUGUUACCUGUUUUGUUCUUGCCAUAACCGUGGCGUUUCAGAGCUAACGAAUCACCAACGCACAAUUGACGCUGAAUUGAAAAUGGAAUUGAAUACGACCGUGUAAAGCCACCUUUAGGAGCACACUCGUAAAGUGAAACGUAGCAUAAACAUUUUUUAGCUCUGAAACUCCUACCAAUUUCGGUAUACCUAUGUAAUUCCUUGUAUAGUAAGUAAUGAAUCCGUUAUUCCAAUCUCUCCAUAGAUUUUUCAAUAAUAAUCUAUAUUAAACAAGUUAACGAUUAAAGCAGGCUACACACACAUAUUACAAUAGAAAUGUAUUGAUUUCCCAUCAACAAUAUUCAACCGAAAUGCCGUAAUUUGCAGAUACUUGGAGCCGUUUUUUUGAUAGAUAUAUUUUCUGGCAAGGUAAGAGUACACAAGAGGACAUAGUAAUAAUAAUCUUAUUUGUUCUCGAACUAAGAAUUGUUUUGUCCGGAUUUUAUACUUGAGUGAUUCACUGCAACAGUAAUAAGACCACAAUGGAUAUAUUAUUGUUCGAUCGAGCCGAUUUUUAACCGAUUUUCGUGUUCGUGUCACUUGUAAGUUAUCGGUUGACAAUUUGUUCUUAUUUAAUGUAAAGACUCACGUAUGAACAUCGAAAUAUUAAGUCCACAGUGAUCAUGGGGCUACCCGCAGAAAAAAGUACAAAAUUCGGUGUGACUUUAAAAAAAAAACUCAUGUUUGUAACUAUAUAUAUAUGUAUUGUAGAUUUAAAAAAAAUUGUCCUUUUGGCGAUGUCAUCUCGAUUGUUUCGACAGUUCGUAUCUAGAUAAUAGUUUAUUUAAGUUUCAUAAAAAAUGUAUCUAAUGUUUUUCCUUUACAUUUUUAGUAGUAUUUUUGAAUCCGUCUACGAAAUGUUUGGUAUAUCGAUAUAAAAUGAAAUUAUCUAAUUAUUUUCAAAAUUGAUUAUAAGACAAAAAAAAAACAAUAUAUAUGUAUAAUAUAUUUGGUUUCGCGUUUGGGUAUUAUGGUUCCUAAAUUUUGGAAAUUGUAGUAGACUCUAUUGUGUAGCGUUUGAUUUUGUCGAAUUAGGAAACAUUAGAUGUACCAAAUAGCUGUAUCAACUUUUCUAUACGAAAGAAAUUCAAUAAGUAACAAAAAAGCUGAAAAUUAGUUAGUUAUAAAAUAAGUAUCAUUCGUUUAUAUAUUAUCUUAUAUGAAAAAAAAAAACACAAAAUUGAGCACGGAUGUACUAUUAGGAUCUCAAAAACAAAUACUGCCGAUGCUUAUCAGUAAGUAUUAAAGUAUAAGUCUCGAACGCUCGACAAUGGUGUGAGAAAAUUGAGGUUUGUAAAAAAACUACCAGAGAUGUAUACCAAUGAAAUAAAAGUAUUCCAAUACAAAAAGCAAACACUUUGAUAACUUUCAUUUCAAAUGCAAAUGCAAAAUACUUUCUCUCUAUUAAAUACAAAAUAUUUUCUUUCAAAACCGAUGAAAGUAAUGCUUUAAUAAUAACUUUUAAGUUAUUUAUUCGUCAUAAAUUUGACCUUAAAUAGGCUUUAAAUAGGCUUUAUAAUGUAAUAAAGCACAAUACAAUUUGAUUAGAGUAAACCCUGACCAACCGAGUUUGUACAGUAAGGCGUGUACCUACUAUGCAAUGGGCCAUUUGUUUCCAUAUUAAUAACUGGAAAUUACAACAUUGCCACUGAUAUUGGAGAAAUUAAAAAAAAUAUAGUAUUUGGCAUUAUUAAAUAGUAAAUAAAAUAAUACAUUUAUUAAUGUUGAAAUAAAAUAAAAAAUGUUGCAUUUUAAAUUCAAAUAAACUUACAUCUCUGAGAAAGUAUAUAGUCAAGUAAGAUCCGUGUCUGAGCGUUCGUUUUUGUAUAUGAGAGUAUAUAUUAUUAUAUAUGUAGUAGUAAAAUAAACGAUAAUUUCAAUAUCCUUGUGGUCUUCAUUCUUAACAGCGAUACACGUUCAUUUCGUAUUCUUAUGUGUUUACAUGUACGUACGAAUAAAUAUGUGUUAUGUUGUUAUCAUCUUUUUGACGAGUCGCAGUCCAUGUGACGCCGUUUCGUAUAAUAUAUUUGUAAAUUACUGCGAGCGGACGCGGUGCCGGUGAUAAAAUUAGAAUCAAAAUUAAAAAAAAAAAAAAUCAAAAUUAAUUAACUAUAUAGCGACGCGUUGUCUGUUCCCCGCGCCGUUUCUCUGAAAUUUCGAUUUGAGUGCGAUGUAGGCGGGAAACGGGCAAGCGUUCGUUAAGAAAAAAUUAAAAAUUCGACUAGUGUUUAGGCAUUGUUUUCGAUAUCCUCGCAUUUCGGCUAAGUAACUUGGGCCCGCGUCCGCUUGUAUUCGAUAUAUUUAGUACAAAUUUCAAAUGUUAAGGUUACGAGGCUCAAAGCUUUUCUUUUGGAGGCGCCAGCGCCGCCGCCUCGCGCCGCGUCGGCGAUAUAAUGAGUCGUGUAUAAAAUUUUAUUCAAAAGAGUAUUUUUGUAUUGAAUAUUUCUAAAGUUGGUGUAAAGAUCAAAAUUUCAUAAAUUAUAGCGAUGACAAAAAUGGACAUUAGGUAAAUUAGAAUGUCAUGCGUUUUUUGUAUUUAAUUUUAAGAAUAGUAUCGGAUAUACUUAAACGUUUAGGAACAUUAAACAUUUGUAAAUAAAAAGUUGAGAGGCGCAGCGCGCGGCGGCGGUCGGGCUACCAGUUAUAUAGAUAAAAAAAUAUAUAAAUAACUAAAAGAUGUUUAUAUGGUUCUGGGUGUAAAAAGAUAACUUUAAAAUGCAUUUUUAAGGUGAAAAAAAAAGUGGAAACAAAAAAUGAUUAAAAUGUAAACGAUUCCUUGGUAUUUGUCUUAGAAUGGCUGCUAGCGGGUCACUAUUGUAAUCUGUGGGCCUCAGACAAAUCAUACCCAAUGUCACAAAACUAACCUAACCUACAUUAAUUAUUACGAUUCUUAAUAAUACAACACUAAUAUAAUGUAUCACAUUGUCAUAAUGCUUAUAUUUUCGAGCGUGUGUCUUUGUCCGUGAAUGUUUAGGAUCUAACCACUGAUUAAUGUUUUAGACAUUAAGUGGAAGUACGAAUAUUGUGGAAGAAAAAUUUAAUGAUAAAAAAAAUGUAAUCUAAAUCAAAUCUAAAUUGAGUCUAGCGGUCCCUGACCCUAGAGUCUUGCAAAUUGCGUUCACACACCUGUUAGUGAAUUUAAAACAAAUUGGCGGUUCUAAAAUAUGUUGAUACAAAAUUGAAAAUGAAAAGAAAAAGUUAAGUAGACAUACAUCAGCAUGGAGACUUGUUGGUACCACUGAGGGAUGUUUCUUCGUGAAUAUAACGAGUAAUAAAGCUAAGCUUUUAUUUGAA